CCAUGAGCUAUUGCAUGCCAAGAAGCAGCUAUGGGGAGAUCGCUCUGUAUGUACGUCAGCAGCAUGCAUCCAAGGUGAGGCAUAUUUUUGCUAUAUCUUCCAGCUAUUUUAUCUCCUUUUAUUACUUCCUCUACAGUACCUACCUCCGCUCCAGGGGUUUAUCCAGAGAAGAAACGAAACUGAGGGUGGGAAUUUGGCAAGCGAUUCAUGAAACAGUUCAGUUGAGACCUCCGCCCUCAACUACGACCUCAACUACGACUACAACUACCUUACCAAUACACAGACCCUCGCACAAGCAAGUGUGAGCCAGCAAAAGCACAACAGCUCAAGCUUCUGCCCAGCCCGACGGCAUAGACAAAGCUGCCAAUCAGCAUGGUGUGUGAGUCGGCCUCUUCUCUCUUUCCUCUCUUCUCCG
Molecule: messenger RNA, 415 nt
Organism: Amorphotheca resinae ATCC 22711
Lineage: Eukaryota; Fungi; Ascomycota; Leotiomycetes; Helotiales; Amorphothecaceae
Exons: 1
Source: RefSeq, a predicted model, not a curated record